This is a messenger RNA of Oryza sativa Japonica Group (Japanese rice), 2149 nucleotides long. The record is from RefSeq and is a predicted model, not a curated record. NCBI's taxonomy places the organism in Eukaryota, Viridiplantae, Streptophyta, Magnoliopsida, Poales, Poaceae.
AGCCCCCGCCUCUCUUCCCGCCUAAGCUUUUGACGCCGCCACGAUGGCUUCCACGUCAGGCACAGCAAAAGACCAGCCGGUCCAUGGCCGCGCCACCCAACGUCGCGAGUCCACCUCCACCUCCACCGCUGCAGCCGAGGGCGGCGCCGUCGCCUCGCAGCCGCCGCGCCCGCCUCAGCCCCGGCCCGGCACCACCCGCCCGCCAUUAUGGCGUCCGCCGCGUUGGCCAUGGGGCUCCAGCUCCAGCGCCGCCACCGCCGCGGCACCCGGUGGUGCUUCGACCGCCGCUGCAGCCCAGGGCGGCGGCUCCGCUGCCUCUCGCCCGCCGCGACCGCCGCGCCCGCCUCUGCCGCCGCGGCCACCGCGCCCGCCCCUGCCGCCUCUUCGAGAGCCCGGAGAGGGAGGAGGCCGCGGCGACGGCCGGGGCGCCACCGGCACCGGAUCGAGCUCCGCCGCUGCAGCGGUCGACCGGAAGGGGAAGAAGAAGGUCGACGAAGGUGAUCGGGAUCCGGAACAGGCGCUAAGGAAGUCUGGUCCCCUUGAAGGGAAGUUACUCCAGAGCAGCAUUCGUGCGUAUCAAGGGCCCCCCGCCGCCGAGAAACCAUCCGGCGCGCCGCCGGCAGCAACACCCCCCGCCCGCAACACCGGCCGUCUGGGGCUCUCCGACCGUGAGGCAGAUGAUGCCUUGAACGAUAUCGACCUGGCGAUGGCCAGGCAGCUACCUGUUGUUGAUACCACUGUUCAGAAGGAGGAGGAAGAGAAGGAGAAAGAGAAGGAGAAGGAGGAGGAGGAGGAUGAUGACGACGAUGAGGAGGGGGAGCUGCUGUCGCACGUUUCCAGGAGAAAGAACCCACUCCGGAGUAGAAUUGAUGGCUACAUCAGCAUGCUUUUAUGUAGAAAAGGAAGUCUAACGUGUUUCUCCGAUGUGAAUAACAGAACAGACCUGCCAACUCUUGUGAAUCACCAGAAAUUUUCCAUGGAAUUUGCUCCUGACCAUUAUUGUCUACCGGGUUUGCGGGGAAUUAUUUCUUCAAAUUUUCUGAUCCUUGUUAGCAAGUAUUCAGAAUUUAGGGCAGUGCAUGGAGAUGGGGAAUGUUUCUACAGGAGCUUCAUAAUUUCCUAUCUGGAGCAAGUCCUUGACAGGGAGGACACAGAUGAGGAACAACGCCUCCUUGCUGCCCUUGAAAUUGAAGUUAAACCAAUGGCUAUGCAAAUUGAUUAUCCUGAAUGGGCAACUGCAUUUUCCUGGGGCCACGAAGUAUUUAAGAAGCUGAUAGAGAACAUAAUUGGAUGGAAGAAUCCAGCAUCAACAUACAGCCGUAAGCAGGAACUUCUGGGGUUCUUCAGCAGUAAAAGGAUGUCGAAUGGCAUUUUUGUUUUCCUCAGAUCAUUAGCAGCUACCUGGAUUUGCUCGCACAAGGACGAGUAUGAACAGUAUGUAGAUGAUCUUGGAGAUGAUUACCCCCUGGAAUUUUGGUGUGCUACCAAUCUCCUUCCACCUCGUCUGUACACAGACCAUGUUCCAAUGAGGGCCUUGGCAGCCGCGUUUAGGGUGCCCCUCCAAGUGGAAAAUCUGCAUAAUGGACCAGCUCAAGAUAUCUACACCGCGGAUGGCGUCGACGUUCCUCGUGUCACCUUGCUGUACACAGGUGCCCACUAUGAUAUCCUUUACCCACGCCCUCCUGGUGAGAGAUCGAGACGACGGGCUGCAGGUUGGCUUUGUCGCUUCUGGUAGGGAGAGAGCUGAGUUGGAUUGCUGCAGAUGAGUAUGAGCAUUGCCGAGCUAGGUGGUAGAAAAAUUUUGACUUCUAGAUGAAAGUAGGCCUUCUUUCUUCUACUGGUGCGGUGGUGCAUGCCCACCCCAUUAGGCUGAUCAAUAUAUCAUAGUUGCCGCUCACUGUUCUGAAAAUUGUGACUAGGAUAGAAAAACCUGUGCUGUAAUGUCAUCUGGGACCAUUGGUGUAAUGUGAUGGCCUUGAUUCUUUUGCAGCAACUUGUGAUUCUUUUGCAUCAUACAUAUGCUGUACAUUCUUUCUUUCUUGUGUUUGUGCCCAUGGGUGGAUCAAUUGUAAUAGUUGUGCAGUUUUCUGAAACUGUGACAAGGAGAAGAGAAACAUGUGUUGUACCGGCGUUUGAGUCCGUGAUGUGU